CCCCUGUGCCGUGCUGUGCUGUACCUGGUGCCUGGGCUGUGCACUGUUUGCUAAGCCGGUACUUUUUAGUUGGCAUCGCUUGUUCGCUCAGUUCUUUCGACAUUCUCUCUUUCUCCUUAUACCAUCUCCUUUUUUUCCUUCCUCACUAUUCUAAUCCCAUUCCCUUUUAUUUAUUUUCCUUUAAACUUGUUCUAGACUUCUUGCAUUUUCCGUUCUUUAUAGACCAGUCACUCUUUCCGCUCGACAGCGCAACAACCAACUACACCACCCCGACCGAAUACACUCUUUCGACUUUCAAGACUCACAACAAACACCCAAGAUGCACUUCACUUCUGCGAUCGCCGCCAGCAUUCUGGCCGUUGUCGCUGCCGCCGACGGCACCAACUGGCUCGGCUUCAACUCUGGUUCUACCUUUGCCGACCGCUCCGCCAAGUUCAAGAAGGACUUCGAGGCCGAGUUCAAGACUGCCCAGGGCCUUGAGGGUGCUCCCGGCAAGUUCAACGCUGUCCGUCUCUACACCAACAUCCAGGCCUACUCUCAGGAUGACCCCAUCCAGGCUUUCGAGGCUGCCAUUGAGACCAAGACGCACUUGCUUCUCGGUAUCUGGACCUCUGGCACCGACAACAUCGACAAGGAACUCAACGCCCUGAAGAAGGCUGUCUCCCAGUACGGCAGCAAGUUCACCGACCUCGUCAUCGGCAUGUCCAUUGGCAGCGAGGAUCUCUACAGAAACUCCGUCACUGGAACAAAGAACAAGGCUGGCGUUGGUGCCGACCCUGAUGUCAUUGUCAACUUCAUCAACACCUACAAGAAGACCUUCAAGGACAACGCCCUCAGCAAGGUCCCCGUCGGCCACGUCGACACCUGGGACUCCUGGACCAAUGGCACCAACAAGGCCGUAAUUGAUGCCGUCGACUGGAUCGGUGUCGAUGAGUACCCUUUCUACGAGAGCGGCAAGGGCAACAACAUUAGCAACGCUGGUGUCCUCUUUGACCGCGCCUACGAGGCUACCAUUGGCGCUGCUGGUGGCAAGCCUGUCUGGGUCACGGAGACCGGAUGGCCUGUCUCUGGCAAGGCCUGGGAUCAGGCUGAACCCAACGUCGCCAACGCCAAGAAGUACUGGGACGAAGUUGGCUGCCGCAAGCUCUUCAACAAGACCCCCACCUUCUGGUACAACCUCCGUGACUCCAACCCCGACAACGAUGUCAAGUUCGCCACCCCUGACAAACCCCAGGCCAGCAGCACUAACGGUGGCUCUCCUAAGUCUACUGGUGUCGCUGCUCCUUCCAGCGGCUCUGGUGGCCGCCCUGGCUCCGGCAACGACGGUAACACCAACAGCGGCUCCGGCUCUGCCACCCAGAGCGCUCCUGGCUCCAAGCCUACCAAGGACAACGGUGCUGGCGCCCUUGCCGUCCCUGCUGUUGCCGCCCUCGCCGCUUUCCUCUUUGCCCUGUAAAUGGUUUCCCCUG
This is a messenger RNA of [Torrubiella] hemipterigena, 1469 nucleotides long. The record is from the annotation of a GenBank genome assembly. Lineage: Eukaryota; Fungi; Ascomycota; Sordariomycetes; Hypocreales; Clavicipitaceae.